CAUUUACAUAGAGGGCUAAAAAGGGGAGCUGACAGAGCCUGACAGGUGACACUGAGGAGGGACAACUCAGAGCUGACUCUCACACAGCGAGCCAUUACUCAGCCUCUGAACACGCACCCACUCGAACAAACACCACGGAGGAGGACCUCAACCUGAGCAGAGGCACAAUUAACACCCCAAACUCCCUGGUGUGAAUUUGGAAGUCAGUUGAAUUUGACUGAGAGAAAAAUGCUUUGUCAAGUUCUGAGGGAGUGAGCUGAGCUCGGCCCAACCGCGAUCAAGACAGGAGCACAUCUUAAUCAUCUAACAGGGACUUCAGGAAAGACCAAGGCAACAGCCUGAGAGCCCAAAAGGAGAGUUGACAAAGGACGUCAAAGACCUCUAAAGAUGGAAGAUACCCAGCAGGUCUGGCACGUGACGAUACCCUCCCAGGAAGACGCUGGAGAGCUGCAAAAGAAGGUGUCAGUGGCAAACCAGCCCGAGUGCUCCAUCUGCUACAACACCUACGACAAUGUCUUCAAAACACCCAAGCAGCUGCAGUGCACCCACACCUUCUGCCUGGAGUGCCUUUCCCGCCUCAAUGCGCUGUCCAACCACAACAACAAAAACCCCACCUUAGACAUCCGUUGCCCCAUCUGCCGGCAGGCCACUAUUUUGCCAAAGGAAGGACCCCCAGCCCUAGCCACCAGCCGCGAGGUCCUCUGCGAGCUGCCCAGCCACCAGCAGCAGGAGGAGCCGGUAUGGCUGGAGGGGGAGAGGCUGUGCUACAAGAGCAGGCAGAAUCAUAAUAGCUCAGUGGACCCCGAAAGUCCUACGGCCUUCUGCGUCUGCAUUGACAUUGGGUCCUCCAAGAUGGACACUGCUCCCGAGCUUCCACAGCGCCAUCUCACUAUGGUGGACAGAGUGGCUGACUGCAAGAAGAUGAUCCUCUUCAUUCUGCUCCUUGUGCUGCUUAUUGUGGUUGUUUUGUGGCCUCUGCAGUGCGUGUUCAGCACCGGGAAUAUGCGCUGCUUCAGCGAAAGCACCCACACGACCAUCAGUACCACCCCCAACCCCAACAUCACCAGUGCAAUGUUCAAGAAACUGGUGGGAUAAACAUUAAAACUACCUGGACUUCACUUGUAAAUGCUUAGAAUAUUGUGAAUGAUACAUUUGUACUGUUGUGUGACAUUUUAAUUAUUAUUAUUAUUAUUAUUAUUAUUUCCAAAUUGUCUUAAAAGUGUAUUUUAUUAUUGCUACACAGAAACAGCUCCUCACAUUUUCAAUUUGAAAAAGAGCCACAAAGCUUAAAGCGUCUAUGUGCAAGCUUUUUUAGACAUUUGACUUCAGUGCCUCCCGGUGGCGGUUUAAAAAACUGCAAGCAGGCAAACAGCCCGUAAAGUAACACUGACUGCAGCCAUUUUCACCAGUGACAUGUUAUUAUGGUGUUAUAGGGCACAAGAAUUCUUGACAUAGCUUGUUUUGGGUUUUUUUACGUUAUAAUGAGAUGAAAUUUCUUGUUCACACAGACAACCAUAAACUGUAGAUAAAGGAUGGACUAGCUUCAGUCUGUAAAGUGAAGCCAACGUGGAUGCGCCUUAGCCAGCAGGGAGAACUACGUACUUCUCACCUGAUUUAUUACCUCAUUUGUCUAAAGUGGGUGGGUCUUGUCAUAUCACAGCCACUCAUUAUGUAUAUUUAAAACAAUAAAAAAUAAAACUAAAGGCUUCAAUGGUAGACCAUGAACCAGCAGCUAUGUCCAUCUUUUACAGUCUGUGGACACGACUGAUUUACAAAUAACACCACACAGUGAAGCGAGACCAGCUUCAUCUGUGUUUGUUUAGCAGCACAGAGAAGAUGAAGAAUCUCAGCACUUUAAUCUGCACUUGUAUUUUGAAAUUAGACAUGAUUUUUGCUUUCUAGCAGGCUCAAUGGACUGGAGCGCAGCUGGGUUAAUUUAUUGUGUCUACUUGUACACAACCAGGAAAGCUCAGAGACGCUGGCACAUGAAAGUUGAACUUUGCUUUGCAAAUGUCCGUCUGGCAGCACGAAGAAGUGUUCCCAGUAUGUCAAUGAAAAACUAUGUGUAAAGUGUGUUUUCUUAAGACCUUUUCUACAAACUUUAAAUAAAAAACAAAAACAAACAAAAACUCAGAUUAUGAUUCUGGAAAAUAAAUCAUUUGAACAAAGUUGAAUCACAAAUUAAGUUUCUAAAGCCUCAAACAGACACAAAGCUACUCACACCCUUUUAUGCUAAUUAAAACAAAGCGUAAUCUCAUUAUCAAGUUAAAAAACAAACCAUGCCCUAUGUAACCAUUAAACCGUCACCAUAAAAGCCAGCUCCUCCUUUGUCUGGACAGGAAGCAGUCUUUAUUUCUUCCUGGAUUCUGUGUGACAUGAUGGAAAAGUUAGGUUGUGGGGGCUUUCCAGAGCUCACACGUGGCAUAUGGAUGAUAAGAGCAUUAUGUUGAUUCGAGCUUCAUUUAGAGGAAGCCAUAAAAGGAGAAUUUCCUCAAGUACCAGCUGAAGCUGCCGGUAAAUGUGGUUAAACAAUAAAUCCAGGCGAAAGAGAAAGGUGCUGAAUCACGGCCUCGAAGCAGUUUCCCCUAAAUAGAAAAAGGAAGUCAAAAUAAAUACUUCUUAAUAAGUUCUUGUUAGUUGGAAAUAAACUUCUCUACAUUUAAAUUGAUCAUUGCCUAUAAAGAAGCCUUUUAUAAAUGCCUGCCUCCAAUAAAGCAGAUUUGAACGGCCAAUUUUCUUGUGACAGGCAGCAAAAGAAAACUAGCUUGUUGAAAUUCAGCUAGGAAAGCACUAAUUUCACACUCAUCGCCUGUUUUAUUUGCUCUGGAGUUCUAAAGCAUAUUUUCUUUAAGCCACUUCAACCAUGAAACACUGGUGUUUUUUCAGUCUUUCCUGCCUUGCUUUUAGUACGAGCAGGUUGGUGAUCAGUAUCGUGCUGUAAAGCUUUUACCAAAUGAAAUGACAAAUGGAGUGACUAAGCAUAGAAAGGUAUGAGCUUGUCAUUAGCACAGCCCAUGAUUCAGUAGCUUGUAGAACCACCUUUAGCAGCAAUAAAAGUUAAAGUAAUGAUUUUCAGUAAGACUUUAUCAAACUCUCACAUCACUGUGGAGGAUUUUUAGCCCACUCUCUUCUUUACAACAUUGCUUCACUUCAUUGAGAUUUGCGGGCAUUCGUUUAGGUACAGCAUAAAUGUUCCACCCAAAGAUGAGGUCUGGACUCUGACGGGUAAUUGUAGCACGAUGAUUCUUUUCUUUUUCAGACAGUCUGUGGGAUCAUUCUCCUUUUGCAUGACCCAGUUUGAGCAAAGCUUUAGCUGUCAGACAGAUGGCGUCAUAUUUGACUUGAAUACUUUGGUAUACAGAGAAAUUCAUAGUUGACUCAAAGACUGCAAGGAGCCAAAGUCCUGUGGUUGCAAAACCCAGAUUAUCACCUCUCCACCACCAUGGUUGACAGCUGGUGUGAGGUGUUUGUGCUCAUGGGCUGUGUUUUUGUUAAACAUAGCACUGUGCAUUAAACAUCUUCACUUUGGUCUCAUAUGUCCUGUUCCUGAAGUCUUGUGGUUUGCUAAGAUCCAGCUUUGCAAACCUAAACUACUGUACUGUGCACAGGAGAAAGGAGGCCUUCUCCCAACAACUUUUUCAUAGUUCCAAAGUUUUGUGCUAUCAUAAACUUUAACAUGUAACACAUCAACUCAGGCCUGAAACGUAGCACUCAUGUCUUUGGUCGUGGUUUCUCUUAGAACUGCAUGGUUUGACCUCAGUCUGAAUUUGCUCAAACGUCCACUCCAAGACAGACUGGCACCUGUCCCAAAUGUUUUUUCCACUUAUAAAUAAUCCCAGUGUGGAACGUUGGAAGUUUGAGUUUUUGGAAGUAGCUACAUAUUCCUUCCCAACAGCAGUUGCUUCUUUCCUUUAUGCAGAGAUGCUCACAUUUCUGGAUAAUCAGUAAAUCAAAUGCCUUUGAUUAGCAGCACCUAGCUGCUACAUUACCCUCUUCACUUCUUUGAAAGCAGCAAGUCCUUAGUUUUUCCACACACUGCUGCACUUUGGCUUAUUUUUGUAAAUAAUUAAGCAGCUGUAAUGAGUCUCACACACUCACACCUGAGACUGUAUUUAAAUGAUAUGAAGACCUUGGUAAAGACCCGAUUAUUUUUAUAAAACGUACCGAUAUUUAAAAUAUGACAUGACUGUAGAAUGAAAGAUUCUCUCUCCUUUGAAGUAACAAACUAAAAGAACAUAAAAUCAAAUGAAAACAUUUAACUUUAUAUAGUGCCAUCAUAGAUUUUUAUUAAACUAUGAUAAAUCAUUUUGUUGCUCUGACAGAUCAUCGUGUCAGCCGUUGUAGUCUAUACAGCAAAAAACAAGGCGUCUGGGUGGAGCCAGUGCAAGAAAAAGAGCAAAAGGGAAAAGCUUCCACUGAACGACACUACUCAUUUCGGGUUUACUGCAAUCAGAGGAACAGGGGGAUGAAAAAACAAAAACUAACAAAACAAACAAACAAACAAAAAACCUCCGAAAUGCACACACAUUGAACUCAUGUUCAAGUAAGUGUAAGAUGACGAGCAGAGUGAAAAUACCACAUUACUUCUGCAAAGCUCUGUGUGCGCUGGUACAACUCAGAGCCUGAAUUUUAUCAUUGGUAAAAUUACAGAUUUACAAAAAAGUCAAGGUACAAA
This is a messenger RNA of Haplochromis burtoni (Burton's mouthbrooder), 4675 nucleotides long. Its product is annotated as RING finger protein 223. Gene Ontology annotation, biological process: protein ubiquitination. Gene Ontology annotation, molecular function: ubiquitin protein ligase activity. Lineage: Eukaryota; Metazoa; Chordata; Actinopteri; Cichliformes; Cichlidae. The record is from RefSeq and is a predicted model, not a curated record. Bases 388 to 1095 code for a protein of 235 amino acids. The transcript is spliced from 2 exons.